AAAAUAUAGCAAGCACAUUACAAUUCCUACGAGUCCUACCUAAGAGUUUUGUAGGCGGCGGCAGCAGCGGCGGUGAGAGAAAGCCAAGGUCGAAAAAGCUAAUAAAAUGUCGAGGACGUUGUUACAGCCGAUAGGCCAGAAGCGCCUCACAAACGUUGCCGUCGUUCGAUUGAAGAAGCAUGGCAACCGCUUUGAAAUUGCUUGCUACAAGAACAAAGUCCUCUCUUGGCGCUCUGGCGUAGAGAAAGAUAUAGAUGAAGUAUUGCAAUCCCAAAUUGUAUAUUCGAAUGUGUCAAAAGGAGUCCUAGCCAAGUCUAAGGAUUUGGUUGCUGCUUUCGGGACAGAUGAUCAGUCAAAGAUAUGUUUGGAGAUUUUGGAGAAAGGAGAGCUUCAAGUUGCAGGGAAAGAGAGGGAGGCCCAGUUAUCGAGUCAAUUUCGGGAUAUUGCAACUAUUGUCAUGCAGAAGACUAUUAAUCCCGAGACCAGGCAUCCUUAUACAAUUAGUAUGAUUGAACGUUUGAUGCAUGAAAUCCACUAUGCUGUUGAUCCCCAUAGCAGUUCAAAGAAGCAGGCACUAGAGGUUAUCCGUCAGCUUCAGCAGAAAUUUCCCAUUAAAAGAUCUCCAAUGAGGCUUCGAAUCACUGUUUCUCCAGAGAGCUUUCCCUCUAUCAAGGAGAAGCUAGAAGCAGGGCAUGGGGAUAUUGUGUCAAAAGAGGAAUCUGGAAAUCAACUUUCAGUUGUUUGUGAAUUGGAUCCAGGUAUAUUCCGAGAAUUUGAUAGCUUUGUGAGGAAUCUACAAGGAAGGCUAGAAAUUCUUGCUGUCUCUGUUCAUGCAGAGGGAGAUACUGGUGUUGAUGCUUUUGAUGAAUUCAAUGAAGACAUUCCACCAAGCCUGCCCAAGGAACCUGCAGAACCUUCUGUUCAUCAGCUAAGUGAGAGGUUACAAAAGCAGUCGGUUUCAAGUAGUACUAAAAUUUCUGAGCUGGAAGUGAAGCAAACCAAAUGCAGCACAUGCAACGCCGUGGUAGGUGAUGCAAAACAAUAUAGAGAGCACUUCAAGAGUGAAUGGCAUAGACAUAACCUUAAGCGCAAGACUAGAAACCUUCCUCCCCUUAGUGCUGACGAAUGUUUGCCUGAUGUGGAAUUUGGCGACUCAAAGGAAGAUCUCAAGGAAUACUCGUUUUAAUAAAUCUUGAAUCUCAUCUUGCUAUUCUGUGCCUACUGUACUGAUGCUGCUAUAGUGGAACUGGUUUUACGAGAAGACGUGCUUAUGUACAAAUUUUGACAUCACCAAUAAGAUUUGUGUAACAUUGUAAAGGAGUACGUGAAUCUGAGCAGUAUGUUUCUUUAGUAAUCCUUUAUGCUUAUCAAAUUCUCGAAUAUAUUUGUAGAUUCUAACCUUUUUACUGCCAAGUUUGCCUUAAUUUUUGUGAUA
Messenger RNA from Chenopodium quinoa (quinoa), 1435 nucleotides. Its product is annotated as ribosome maturation protein SBDS-like. Lineage: Eukaryota; Viridiplantae; Streptophyta; Magnoliopsida; Caryophyllales; Amaranthaceae. Bases 107 to 1186 code for a protein of 359 amino acids. Gene Ontology annotation, molecular function: nucleic acid binding; zinc ion binding. The transcript has 5 exons. Gene Ontology annotation, biological process: ribosome biogenesis; cytosolic ribosome assembly. The record is from RefSeq and is a predicted model, not a curated record.